Messenger RNA from Styela clava, 3819 nucleotides. Its product is annotated as ras-related protein Rap-2a-like. Gene Ontology annotation, molecular function: GTP binding; GTPase activity. The record is from RefSeq and is a predicted model, not a curated record. Gene Ontology annotation, cellular component: membrane. Lineage: Eukaryota; Metazoa; Chordata; Ascidiacea; Stolidobranchia; Styelidae. Gene Ontology annotation, biological process: signal transduction.
UAUUCACAGUUACGCAAGCGUGCAACACGUUUUAAUAAUUUCCUAUCAAAGUAUUAUUUAUUCAAUCUAGCUGGUUCGGAAUUUAUCACAGCCGUCUCACAGCAGUGCUGAAACAGAACUUUCUGUUACAAUGAGGGAGUUUAAGGUGGUGGUGCUUGGCUCAGGAGGAGUUGGGAAAAGUGCUCUCACUGUUCAGUUUGUCACCGGAACAUUUGCUGAAAAAUAUGAUCCAACUAUUGAAGAUUUUUACAGGAAGGAAAUUGAAGUUGACGGCGCACCAUCAAUAUUAGAAAUAUUGGACACGGCUGGGACAGAACAAUUCGCUUCCAUGAGGGACCUUUAUAUUAAAAAUGGUCAAGGUUUUAUUUUGGUGUACUCACUCGUCAAUGCUCAAUCAUUCCACGAUAUUAAACCAAUGAGAGAACAAAUCUGCAGAGUGAAAGGCACAGACAGAGUUCCAAUUAUAUUAGUAGGAAAUAAGGUUGAUCUGGAGUCUGAACGAGAAGUACGAACACCGGAAGGUGCAUCUUUAGCAAAUAACUGGGGUUGUCCAUUUCUGGAAACAUCAGCCAAAAGCAAACGCAACGUCGACGAAUUAUUCACAGAGAUUGUCAGAGAGAUGAACUACAUGGCUCAACCUCAGAACAACGGAGGAUGUUGUAGGAUAUUGUAGCCAAUUUUCCUAUCAGAAACCUACUCUUGAGAUUCAGAAUUGCAGUGAUGGUUAAUAAGGAAGAGUUGGAAUAUUGAUCUUAUGUUUUCAAACUGGACUUGGGUGAACAAAAUACUACUAUUUAUGGUGAUCUCGUUCUAAGAUGUAUAUUUUAUUGCUUCACAAACUAAAAUACCUGUUUGAUCUUGGUAACCCAGUGGGUCAGUGUUAUGUAUGAAGCAAUGCAACUGCAUGGAUAUGCAGAAGAUUUCCUUCCAACUUUGUGCAUUCCUGACAAAAUAAUGCAUCGAGUCGAACUUCAUUGUUAACUAUAAUAAAGUAAUUGAAUUUUCAAUGCACUUAUCACACUCAUCAAGGAUUUUCUGUGUUUCUGCUGUUCGAGAACUAAAAGUGGAUGGUCUAUGACAAAAAAUGCAGUUAACAUGGAUUUUCUUAAAUUAUUUGAUCCUAAGGUUUGCAUGUAUGUAUGUACUACAUGCUUUGAGAGAAGCUUUGUCCAUCAUUUUUUUUUUCUUCAUUUUUUGUGACUUUAAACUAAAUCUAAUUUUAUCUUAUAAACUUAUCAAGUAUUUCAGCUCGCAGAUCUGAACCAUGUAAAUUUGAAUAUUAUGGGGAUGUGUUGAUUAUGGUUUAUGUCAAGAUAAAUAAAUCAUGAUUUUGUUAGAACAAAGAAAAGUGCUUCUUUUAUUUGCAUUUUUUUAUUGAUGCUGUAAAUGGUACCAUAUGCUUACUUACUUUUUGUAUUAAAUAUAUUUCUCUAUUUCUUAUUUUUGGGUGGCUGGAGUCUGCAUAGAUUUUGUGCUGACAUAAUGGUAAAUAUUCAUUGUGGUAUGCCACCUUUCUGAUGAGUAAAACUUAGAAAUUUUUAUUGUCAAGGUUGUUUGGGGAAAACAGUCAAAAAGUGAUAGCCUAUUUCUGCUUCUGUUCACAAAAUGAGUGUUCCCAUAUAUAUUGCCAACCCUAUUGUGUAAACUAAACAUUUCAUUCAUUUUAUGCGUUAGGGGAUGUGAUUCAAAAAAAUUUUGUAAUAGUUCGGAAUGAUGAUCAUAUGGGGAAAUCUGCUAGAGUUAUAAUUUAGUCCUCUAGAAAUUGGUGUAAACUGUAAACUAUGGCAUGGAACUAAAAUUCAUUAAUUCCAUGGUUAUUUAUGAUCGUGUUAUUUUAAAAAGUUUAUUUGUAUUUAUUCAAAAAAAUUUGUAAGUAACAUUUUCAUCAUUUCCAAUGAUGUCAUGAAUGAUUUUCUCAAAUUUUCGUAGUAUCAAUUUUGCCAGACUCCGGUAAUCCUAUAUUGCCAGAUUUUGUUGAAAAUUUUGUUUGUGUGUAAGAAUAUUUAAGAACAUAUGUCUGGUUUCAUUAAUCAGUUUAAAAUAUCAAAUCAAAAAUUGCCACCAAUAAUUCGACACUUUUGUUUUCAAACGACUUUUCAAAUUAGUUCAUUACCAAUUGUAUUUUUGUUUAAUCCAAGUUUGAACCGAUAUAAAUUUUUAUUGUCCCAUCAAGAUCUAUCCAAUCUGCAACAAAUAAUAAUUUGAGCACACUUUGAUCAUCUGCAGAAUGUUAUUCGUCAACGUCGAACACUCCAGCACUUUGGUAAAACUGGUUACUUCAACAUCUGAAAAUAAUCUUGCUGGUGACUUUCAAUUAUUAACAUGGGGUAUGGGUCAUGAUUUGUAUUGGAUGGGAACACAAGCUUUGUUUCAGUAUUUGAAUUUUUUGAAUAAUUUAUUUGCAUAUAAGGAUUUUCACUAUUUCAACUAUUCUAUUGGCUUUUGGUUUACAUCAUUGGCAAUUUGAAUGUCAUUACAACCAACACUCCCGCGCAGUUCCGUAGCCAGGAGGGUUCGACAUUGUUUUCGACAGCGCGGCUGUUGACAUCUUUAUAUUAGCCCCCUCCCAAUUCUCCUUUGCGAGUAUCUGUCGACACCUAUUGGUCUUGUGUCACAAAGACAUCGAUAAUCACACACGGAAUUGUGCGUACAGUGAGGAAAGCUUGAAAACUGUUUUAACACUAUUUUGGAUUGGAUAUCGUAAAUCGCACAUAUUUUGCUUAGUUACAAACCCAGAAAAUACCAUGUGCCUUUAUCCAUUUUUUAAACAACAGUAUUUCAUAUCAGCUCUAUGAAUUUAUUCCGGAUCAUGAUGAAAAGUUUGUAUUUUAGGGACCGCACGACGCACUUUAAAUCUCUUUUUUUUCUCAUAAAUCGACCUUUCGCCUUAUAAGUCGAUGCGCCUAAUGUAUGGAUCAGGUACUGCUUUAUUGCCUACACUAAAAACCAGUACCGAGACCAUUGUUUUUUAACAAACCACAGUUUUACCUUUUUCUUUGAAUAAGAUACAAUAACUGUUAAAAAUGUCGAGUUUUUUUUGUUUAAUGAGCUUUGUACGGUAUCCCGACGACACUCCAUAAAUGCAGUUGCGUCUUAUUGUCCGACGCGCCUUAUCUAUGGUAUGACCCUCAAUCGAAACAACUUAUUGUCGGUGCGCGCCUUAUGGUCCGUAAUAUACCACAUUGUAAUGUAUGUUCCCUCAAUUUACCAUUCUACUUGAAUUAGUUGUAUUCCUUGGGAUUGUAGCUGGGGUAGAGGCGUUUUAGCAGUGUUCGUUUACGUUGAAAGCAAUUAUUAUGAUAUGACAUUUUAGGGAAAUUUCCGACCGUGGAUUGUGUAUUUUGCGUAUCAAAAAAAUCAAUUUCAGCUGUAAAAGUCGGCUCUUUUAUCGAUCGUUAUAAUAGGUACCAUUGUUUUAAAAGCCUCUGCGAGAGAAUUUUCGGGAGUUUUGGACUGCUCCGUUUGGUUGGUUGCGCCCUUGUUUGUUUUUGUCUAGCAGUUUUGAAAUUCUAUCUAACUCGUGCUUAAUACUCAUGAGCUCUUCACACCUGUGGAAGUUUUACUUGUACAUCAUGUGCACUGAGUGACGCUUUUCCUCAAAAAGCUUAUCAAUAGUCUCAUUAUUGGCAUUCACCUUAUAGCAAUAGUGAAAUGCGGAACAAUGGCGAAGUUAACACCUCUGACUUGAAAUAUAUUAUUGCAAUUUUUUUGUAUGUUUCCCGUGCCAGAAUUUUAUCCUUGUUGGCGGUUGACUUUGUGUAUCUUUUUUAAUCUGUUAGUAUGAUAUUAUUAACAAUUAAUAAAUAUUAUUAGUAUACA